GAGCGGGGCGGGCGGAGGAGGGAGCGGUGGCGGCGGCGGCGGCGGCGGCGGCGGCGGCGGCAUUGUGCGCGCACCAGCAGCCCGGCCCGGGAGGAGCAGGACGCGCCGGGGCCGCCUCCUCCCGCACGGACCCAUGAACCAGCCGGGCGGCGCGGCGGCUCCGCAGGCUGACGGAGCCAGUGCAGCUGGAAGGAAAAGCACCGCGAGCAGGGAGCGCUUGAAGCGCAGCCAGAAGAGCACCAAGGUGGAGGGCCCAGAGCCAGCGCCAGCCGAGGCCUCGCUGAGUGCCGAGCAGGGAACGAUGACGGAGGUGAAGGUGAAGACGGAGCUGCCGGACGACUACAUCCAGGAGGUGAUCUGGCAGGGCGAGGCCAAGGAGGAGAAGAAGGCGGUCGGCAAGGAUGGGACCAGCGACGUGCCUGCCGAGAUCUGCGUGGUGAUCGGCGGUGUCCGCAACCAGCAGACCCUUGAUGGAAAAGCGCCCGAAGGCAGCCCCCACGGUGGAUCUGUGCGAAGCCGGUAUUCAGGGACCUGGAUUUUUGACCAAGCAUUGAGAUAUGCAUCUGGGUCUUACGAAUGUGGAAUCUGUGGCAAGAAGUACAAAUAUUACAACUGCUUCCAGACCCACGUGCGGGCACACCGAGACACCGAAGCCACCUCAGGGGAGGGAGCCUCCCAAAGCAACAAUUUCAGGUACACAUGUGACAUCUGCGGGAAGAAGUACAAAUACUACAGCUGUUUCCAGGAGCACCGAGACCUACAUGCAGUGGACGUGUUUAGUGUGGAAGGGGCCCCUGAGAACCGGGCAGACCCCUUCGACCAAGGUGUCGUGGCCAGUGACGAGGUGAAGGAGGAGCCCCCGGAACCAUUCCAGAAAAUCGGGCCAAUGAACAAUAUUACAUCAGACAUUUUUAAGAAGAAAGAAGUUAGGCAGUGCCAAAAGAGAGAAACUGGCAAUUACACCUGUGAAUUCUGUGGGAAACAGUACAAGUACUAUACUCCCUACCAGGAGCAUGUGGCCUUACAUGCCCCCAUCAGUACUGCCCCCGGGUGGGAGCCGCCGGACGAUCCAGACACGGGCUCUGAGUGUUCACAUCCAGAGGUCUCCCCGUCUCCACGCUUCGUGGCAGCGAAGACCCAGACGAACCAGUCGGGAAAAAAAGCGCCGGCUUCCGUGGUCCGAUGUGCCACCCUCUUACACCGCACCCCUCCAGCCACCCAAACCCAGACGUUCCGCACUCCAAAUUCGGGAUCUCCAGCGAGCAAGGCGACCGCAGCAGAAAGCGCUUUCAGUCGGAGAGUAGAAGGCAAAGCACAAAACCACUUUGAAGAGACGAACAGCAGUUCGCAGAACUCCAGUGAAACUGCAAGUCCCCUGAUUUCCAACCCUUUCCCUCUCCUACAGAAACCCUAUACCUGUGGCGCCUGUGGGAUCCAGUUUCAGUUCUACAACAACCUGUUGGAACACAUGCAAUCCCAUGCAGCUGACAAUGAAAACAACAUUGCCUCCAACCAGUCCCGAUCACCACCUGCUGUUGUAGAAGAGAAGUGGAAACCUCAGUCCCAGAGGAACAGCGCCAAUAACACCACCACCAGUGGUUUAACACCCAACAGCAUGAUCCCCGAGAAGGAGCGGCAGAACAUCGCAGAGCGGCUGUUGAGGGUCAUGUGUGCCGACCUGGGUGCACUCAGCGUGGUCAGUGGGAAGGAGUUCCUGAAGUUGGCCCAGACCUUAGUAGACAGUGGUGCCCGCUAUGGGGCCUUCUCAGUCACUGAAAUCCUGGGCAACUUCAACACACUGGCGCUGAAGCACCUGCCACGGAUGUACAACCAGGUGAAGGUGAAAGUGACCUGUGCCCUGGGUAGCAAUGCCUGCCUAGGCAUUGGUGUCACCUGCCAUUCCCAGAGUGUCGGCCCUGACUCCUGCUACAUCCUCACAGCCUACCAGGCCGAGGGCAACCAUAUCAAGAGCUACGUGCUGGGUGUGAAGGGUGCGGACAUUCGCGACAGUGGCGACCUCGUGCACCACUGGGUGCAGAACGUGCUUUCGGAGUUCGUGAUGUCGGAGAUCAGGACAGUGUACGUGACGGAUUGCCGGGUGAGCACGUCCGCCUUCUCCAAGGCCGGCAUGUGCCUUCGCUGCUCAGCCUGUGCCUUGAACUCGGUGGUGCAGAGUGUGCUGAGCAAGCGGACGCUGCAGGCCCGCAGCAUGCACGAGGUCAUCGAGCUGCUCAACGUGUGCGAGGACCUGGCGGGCUCCACGGGCCUGGCCAAGGAGACCUUCGGGUCGCUGGAGGAGACGUCGCCACCACCCUGCUGGAACUCAGUGACGGACUCACUGUUGCUGGUGCAUGAGCGCUAUGAGCAGAUCUGCGAGUUCUACAGCCGGGCCAAGAAGAUGAACCUCAUCCAGAGCCUCAACAAGCACCUGCUCAGCAACCUAGCGGCCAUCCUGACGCCGGUGAAGCAGGCAGUCAUCGAGCUGAGCAACGAGAGCCAACCCACCCUGCAGCUGGUGCUGCCCACCUACGUCAGGCUGGAGAAGCUGUUCACGGCCAAGGCCAAUGACGCAGGCACCGUGAGCAAGCUCUGCCACCUCUUCCUGGAGGCGCUUAAGGAGAACUUCAAGGUGCACCCGGCCCACAAGGUGGCCAUGAUCCUGGACCCGCAGCAGAAGCUGCGGCCCGUGCCGCCCUACCAGCAUGAGGAGAUCAUUGGCAAGGUCUGCGAGCUCAUCAAUGAGGUGAAGGAGUCCUGGGCUGAGGAGGCCGACUUCGAGCCUGCCGCCAAGAAGCCCCGCUCUGCUGCGGGCGAGAACCCCGCAGCUCAGGAAGAUGAUCGGCUGGGCAAAAAUGAAGUGUAUGAUUACCUGCAGGAGCCCCUCUUCCAGGCUACCCCUGAUCUCUUCCAGUACUGGUCAUGCGUUACCCAAAAGCACACAAAACUCGCCAAGCUCGCCUUCUGGCUCCUGGCAGUUCCGGCUGUGGGCGCCAGAAGCGGGUGUGUAAAUAUGUGUGAACAAGCGCUUCUAAUCAAACGGAGGCGGCUGCUCAGUCCAGAAGAUAUGAAUAAACUCAUGUUUCUGAAAUCCAACAUGCUUUAAGACUUGACUUCGGGGAAAAAAAGAAGAUAACAUUAGGAAAAAAACCACACAACACUGUCACAAACAAGGAAUUUAAGUUCUAAACACUGUGGACCUCAUUAUAAAUGCCCCCAGGAAACUUAAGUGCUCUUUUCCGUGUGUGUGUGUGUGCGCGCGUGUGCGUGUGUGUACACAGCCACAGGUGUGUGCAUGUGUUUGAAUACAUGUGCUGUGGUUGUGAGGGUGUGAGGGUCUCUGUGCUCCUCUGCAGGGCCAGAGAAACUUCACACACACAUGCACACGCGCACACACACACACACACACACCACCCUGGUGCAUGUACACACCUGUUCUUGGACAGGUGUGCAUUGAACUGGGCGUGUCAGGAAAGCUGAGCAAUUGGGAAAGAGGGAGAUGUUUCACCUCCUUUUCUCAGUAUGGGGGCUUUAGAAGACUCUGUUUCAGGUGUGCAGAUUGGUAGAAAGCUGAUGUUGUGAAAUGUUCAGGCAGCUGAGAUCUGAAGUGACUUGACACUCUCUGUCCUUCACCCUGGUCCCCCUUGUCCCUCCUUAACCCACCCCCAGCCCUCCCACCCUCCUGAUCCCAUUGUGCACCCCCCGCCCCCUCGGCUGCUCUGCUGUGGACUCUUCCCGCUGCAUCAGAUGGAUGGUUUCUGCACUGGACUUUGCUUCUCGUUCACCUUCAGGGCAUUGAGCUGCUGCCUUCGUGAUACCCCUUGGGUGUCCCAGGGCAGCCGCCUUAGAAACACACCUAUCUAUCUCCCCAAAUCAGGAAAGGAGACUUUAAGAGUAUAAAGCUGACAUUUUGCUUUUUAAUAUAAGAGAGGAGAAAAAGACAUUUUUCAGAGAAGUAUAGAUACUGUCUCCACUCCCUAAUAAUUUCUCUCCCUAACAUUUUAGCAGUUUUUACCUUCUUUGGGGGUUGAUUUUGUUUCUUCAAAUUUGAUUUAGACUCUGCUAGGAGGCACUGAAUGUCUAUAACUUAUGUUUUGGAGUUUGGUUUUUCUGCUUGCCCCUUUCCUUCCUCAAGUCACACUGUAAACUAGCUCAUCUCAGUGGUAUACUCAGUGUCCUACGGUCUUUCUUGGCCUUCCCUGUACAGUUUGGUUUUCACGUAUUUGAACAGCCAGAGCCAGGUUCUUGGUUGUGCUAUUUGGAGACCAGGGGUUGGGGAGGAGUCGCGGGUUCCACAGCUGUGGGGUUUGGUGGCCGUAGGGGAAGCAGUGGUUCAGGAGUUCUGAAUGUAAACACCAGAGCUGCCCUCUUGGUCCGCCGUGCGUGGUACCCAGUGUGUGUCAGUACUCAUCACUUCCCCAACCCUGGCGGUCCACCGGGACUCCAAAGUUGAUCCAUAGUCACGUCCACCCUCCCCACCCCCAGACCUGCCACAGCCCUCGGGGUCCCCACUCACACCUCUGAAUUCCUUCCAGGACGGCAGUGAGCAUGGUGCCUUGUGGCCCAUACGGUUGAUGUUCCGAGGGUGGGAUGGCGUUCAGCCACAUUCGACCCGAUGCUGUGAAAGAUGUCUUCAGGCUUUUCUCUCCUGUUCCCCCAGCCGUGAGUAAAUUAGGUUCUACACAUACAGUUCAGAUGCCAAGGGUGACACCCCAUUCUCUUCACAAGAGGUGGUUCUGUCACAGAUCACCCCCACUGCACCUCUCAGUGAAUAAAGUGCUGGUGGUCACACUCCCCCGGUGACCCUUAGCAUGGGAUGGGGUGGUUACACUAGGGCUUCAGGCUGAGAAUGGCCAUCAUGGCGGGAGGCUGUUCGCAAAGGCACCUUCUAUCACCCUGGGGUUGGCGAGGUCCACUCCACCCCUUCCCAGUAAUAAAGCAUUACUCAACUGUGAGAUACCUCGACUACAGAAAGCACUGUACCACAGCCCUCUCCCCCCGGGUCCGUGACGGGAGCAGGGAGGAAAGUUGAUUGCAAACCUCAAGAAGGCUUAGGACCAUGGACCUGGAACAGUGAUGUUUGGAAGCCAAGCCUGCACACUUCGCCUCAUGAGAACUCACCCGCUCUCCCCUUGAGUCUUGGACACACUGAAAUGGAUCAGAGUGGACCAUUUCCACGUUUGCUCCAGCAAGCCGUGGUCUCAGGAACUACCGUGCCAUUUCCUCUCCUGGAGAAGUUCUAGAUGUUUCUUCCACAACAUUUCCACCUGGGGGGCCGGGCCCACCAUCGGAGAAGAGCCUCCGUCCACCCUGGAGCAGGAAGGGAGAGAAAUACAGACAGGAACCUCAUGUCACUCCCUAGGGAGUAUGGAAAGAAACGUCAAUAGACUUCUCAGUUGGGCCUUUGGAGGCAUUCUGGAAGGUGACCUCAGUGUCACUGAUCAUUGGCAGAUGCCUACAGCAAAAGGUCCCUCUAGCCUUGCAUGGCUGCUGGGGAAGGGACCAUGACCUAGUACUUUGAGAGCAGAGCCUUGGAACCCAUACUCCCUCUACUUGGAGCAAAGUUGUGCUGGUGGUGCCCCAUUAUUGGGCCAGUUGAUUAGAAAAUAGGCAUUUCACUUUCUUGCAAAGCCAUCAGACUAGGCCCAGUGUGCAUUUAGAGCACUCAGCUUUCUUCUCUUUGAAUCAUGGGAUGUCUGCCCUCCAGGAAGAGAAUCGAUCACAGAUUGUACCUCCCUUUCCGUUCUUUUCCACCUCAAUUCAAUACUUAGGGGUUGGCUUGCCUCUGCAAGUUUGCAGUGAAUGCCACUAGGUACUCAGAAAGCUGUCCUCUGGGGCUGCCUUAUCUAGUUAGAUAACAAGGCAGCAGAUGAUCAUUUCUCUCUUGCAACCUCUGGUUCCCUCCAGAAACUGGUGUCACCAACAGGAAAGGCUGUACCAAGGUGCCCUCUCAGUCUGCCUUCUCAGGCUGUUCUCAGAGUGCAAAUCCUGCUGCAACUAACAGCUUCAUAAAACCCAAAGAUCUCACAGGCCCUGCCACUGGCUCAUUUGUCUCCAGCAAUAUCCACCUCACCUAAUUCUAGUUCAGCCAAAGGAUCGAGACAGGCUCUUCCAGUUCAUCUCCCGGUGUCCAGCCUGACCUUCACUUCUGGAAGGAUUUUGUCAUCUGCUUCCCUGUUCGGGGACCACUGUAGGCCUUUCCAUCACAGGCCUUUGGGGGUACUGGGACCAGGAAGUUGGGCCAUUUCUACCAUGUUCUCAGCAGCCCAAGGUGGUGGCAUGCUGAGGUGGAUACAACUCGCCUUGAGCCUUGUCCCCAGGACAGAAAUGGCCUUUGUUUUGACAUACAUGGACCCAAGAGGGGAGGUGGAGGAAAGACAAACACACCUCCACUGGGCAAGUUUUUCCUCCUCGUCAGAGGUCAGUUUGCAUCGCCAACAAAGCCCAAGCUAAGGACCACAACAUGGUGGGUGGUUCCUCGGAGUGGACUCACCCAAGGAAUCUCAGGUCCACCAGGAGCAGUGGUGCCAUCAGGCCCCGGGUGGAUGCCCUUGUUCUGGCACAGUUCUCCACUUCUCGAUGCCUGGCUCAGCCAGCCACGCCUCCCUCUAAUGGCAUUUAGUAACCAGGAAGCAAAACGGAUGCCACCUGGGUGAAAUUGCCUGCACUUCGUCUCCGGGGGUUCGCUGCACAGAGGCCACGUGCUACAUCACCUGUGAGCAAGCUUCGCCACCAUCCUGCUUGGCAGUGUCACACUUGACAUCUGGGGAUUGGUUUUUGGCUGAAAAAGGGUACCAGGGUUUCCUGGCAAGGACAGUAGGGCAGUGCAGUGACACAGAUGAGAAGCUGUAAGUCUCCAGGAUUUGAGGAAGCCAUCAGGUGUGUAGGCUGGCAAGAGUCUUCUCUUUCUGUCUGACCCUUUAUCUCCUGCACUUUCAAAGAAACACCAGAGAAAAAUUCUAUAAGGCGUGUUUCCACUUUGAAGCUUAACCUCUGCCUUUAGGAGUCUAUUUUUGAGCAAGGCCAGCUCUUCCCCUUGAACUUGAGCUGGACUCCUUGAAGAGUGGGCACCUGGAGAGAUGUCAGGGACACAGCUCAUGCUCUCUGGGGGGCCUCAGGGUCGUCGAAAAGCUUUGAAAUGAAGAUGAGAAGUGGCUGGAGCAGGCUGUGGGAUGGCUCCAUUGGGGACACCCCUCAUCUUGUCAUCACAAUGGAUGUGCUGGAAGAGGAGGCUUCCCAGCGAGCCGCCCCAAGUCCAUAGCUUUGCCCUCGCCUUGAGAACAGUGGCAAUGCCUCCAUCUCUGGGAUGCAUCUUAAGGAGGGCUCCUAACAAGGCCUGUGAUUUAGACAGAACCAAGAGACUAAGUAAGGUCCAGCCAUCCCCUGGAACCAGUAGGUGGGAGCUCCUGUCCUCGCCAGUCCUGCUGCAGCCCCCGUGUCCAGCUGGGCCAGUGGGAGAACUGGGUAGGAGGCUGCCCCCUCUUCACUGUGGCUAAUGUUUGCUAGGCCAGUUAUGGUGAACCAAUGAUACAGCGUUUUCCCUCUUAGGUUUCCCUCCUAGUUUCGCCUUUUCAGGGUUUCCUGGGGGAUUUUGUCGUGGUAGUUGUUUUUCUUCCUCUCUCUUUUGGGUUUGAGGAUUGUGGUAGGGGGAGCCCUGGCUUUUGCCAAAAGAGCCCAGUGGUUUCUAUGGAAGAGGCGCCCAAUCCCACUUUAACGAGGGUGAAGAUUGUCAGGUCACUGUUUGACAUAUUCAUGCCCCCUAACCCCCACCACCACGGUGUCGCUUUAAAGAGUCAGUUCUUGUACAGAGAAGGAUUUGCUAGGUUUGCAGUUGGGCAUUAGCAUCACCACUCGCGAGGGCCGCGCCCAACCAUGCAUCCUGUGGGGCACCUUGACUCUUCAAACCAAAAUUCCUUAAAGGGCACAGCCCAGCCUUGUCCGCAACCUCAGGGGCCUGGGAUUCCUGUGGCACUUCCUGAAUUCCAGGUUGGCACAGAUGAUGAGGUCUGAGACCAGCCAGAAGGAGGGGCUCCUCCCACAACCCAGGUGCCAGCCGGUCUCCGCCUAGGACCUUCCCUCCCACUCAGCCGGGGUGGGCGGCAUCCCAUGUGGUGAAACGAGCUCGUGGACUGACCCAGGCUGGGCCUUGCCAGCCAGGAGAGAGCGAGGGCCGCACGGGGGGCUGGCCCAGGCAGCUCGUCCAGGGCCAUUGAGAUCCCAAGCAUCAGGAAAUCAUUUUGUACAACCACCCGAAGCAGAGAUAUUUUUUAAAAAGCGUAAAUUAUUUUCAGUUGUUUUCUGAUCCUGCCUUUUUCUUUGCCUCACCACUUCACAUUAGUGAUUUGUUCACAUCAGGUAAAUCUUGAGAAAGCCUUGGUGCCCUCCUCCCCACCCCAACUCUAACCAUGUGUGUCCAUCACCCCCAUCCUUUCUCAGUAGUUAAGACGUUCUAGGCAAUACCAUAGACACAUCUGACUGUGUCUCUCUCUUCGAGUGCAAGAAACUCAAGUCAUCUUAAAAAAAAAAAUACAAAAAAAAUUUACAAAAAAACAAACACAAAAAAAAUAUCUUUUUUAGGCCAGAGUUUUCUACAGGUAUUAAUGAAUAUUUUUCUUAAUCCUUAUAAGUUUUAUGUGUUUAAUAUUUCUUAAUACCGGUAGCAUUAAUUUAUACUUUUGUAGCAACACAAUAUUUUUAUAAACAGCCGGUGCUUGGCUCAAGUCUUCACGAGGGGUUUAUGCAGGGCCAUCUUGGGGACCCUGUGUACCAUGUACUGUAUUUAAAAAAAAAAAGUUACCUAGUGUCACACUUGCUGUGUUAAUUAACAAAAGACGUUGUGUGCAGUCUCCUGUAUCGGUGUGGAUCCAGCAGCUCUCCAAGGAGUCAUAUUGCAUGGGGUUGAGUUGACGGUUCUUCUUGUGAUAUGUAAACCCCCGAGACCAAACUGGAGGGUUUAUUUAGGGUUUUCUGUUUGUCUUUUGGGUUUUUGUUUCACUUUGUUUUGGUACCGUUUCUCCAUUUACAGCCAAAUCAGUUUCAUGAUGUUCAAAACUUUUGCUGAUGUCAAAUGGAGGAAAGGAACAGAAAAAAAAAGAUUUUUACAAAGUAAUAAAAUUUAAAACUGAGCUGUUUAAUGUUGCUGUUUUUACCUGUCUGUUCUUGUCCAAAAGUGGAACAUUCCCAGGGAGAAGAGGAAGCUUCCACUCGGUUCCUUAAGUCGCCAAAAGCCCCAGCCCAGGAUUCAGUACCUCCCUUGCCCCCUGAAUUCCUGCAGCACUAUUUCCCAGUUGGUUGAUGCCAAGGCAAAAAGAUACCUUUUAACGGUUAGAGAGGAUCAGUUGCUUAAAUGAUUUCAUGUCAGUGUUGUAUUUAUGGUUUUACAAUAAAACAACCUUUAGGAAGA
Molecule: messenger RNA, 9400 nt
Organism: Callithrix jacchus (white-tufted-ear marmoset)
Lineage: Eukaryota; Metazoa; Chordata; Mammalia; Primates; Cebidae
Gene: ZNF618
Product: zinc finger protein 618
Source: RefSeq, a predicted model, not a curated record